AAUUUUUAUGUUCAUAUAUGGAUACAUGACCAGUGUAACUCUACAUCAUGUACAACCACAAGAAUGGGAUCCUAAUUACAAUAAGUGAUACUCCAUGUAUGUAUAAUAUGUCAAAAUACAUGCUACUGUCAUAGAUAUCUAAAAAGAACAAAUUAAAAAAAUUUAAAAAUAAAGAGGAGAUGAUGACACCUGUCCUGGAUUGCCAUGAUGAACCAGGAGUCUUUACACAACUCUAGAAGGGUUUGUGGUACCCAUCACGUAUACUUAGUAAAUGCUUCUUUUUUUGCUCUCUCUUCCUUUCUGUGUUUAGAUAUAGAGAAGCUUCCUACCAUCACAGUCACCCUGCAUGACUCAACAAUUCAUGCUGGGAAUGAUUGUAUGCCCUUGACUUUGUCAUAGAUCUAGAUGAUUGGAAAUUCAGGUGAGGUCAGUGCCCAGGAGGAGUUAAGAGUCCAGGCUAUGUUUUUCUCUGUGCUCCCAUAAUACUUUGAACAUGAUUCUAUUGUGAAACUGACCACAUAAUUUUAAAUUUAUUUGUAGUCAAUGUGAUGUCACAUCUUUGAAGAUAGAGUUCAUGUCUUAUUCAUCCUCAAGUUCCUCAUGCACAGAACAGCAUGUGGUACAGGACAUUUCUCAUGCCAUGGGUACUUCAUUCUGUUCCUCUGCAAAAGGGGUCCAGACAAACCUGUCCUGUUCAACCUGAUUGACAUAUGAGUCAACAUGCUUCACGGUGUUCAGACCUCUUUAAAGGAGACACACGCACACACACAGACUUUGAGUAUCUAUUUUAAAAGAGAACCAGGAAUUAGGCAAUCCAUUUUUGUAAUAUAUAUAUAUAUAUAUAUUUUUUUUUCAGUACUAGGGUUGGAACCCAAGGCCUCGCACAUGCUAGGUAAACUUGCUAACAAUCCCCUGCACAAUUUUUGUAAAAUAUUUUUUUAGUUGUAGAUGGACACAAUAUCUUUUUAUUUAUUUAUUUAUUUGGAUAUGGUGCUGAGGAUUGAACCCAGGGCUUCACUCAUGUGAGGCAAGUGCUCUACCACUGAGCUCCAACCCCAGCCCCAAUUUUUGUAAAAUAUUUUAAUAGAGAAUUCUCACUUAGAAUUACCUCUUGAAGGCACAGAGCUCUAUAAAAUUCAGUAGUUAAUACUUGUUGCCUCCCAAUCUGUUUUAAUCAGCUUUUUCAUUGCUGUGAGCCCCCCAUCCCCCCCCCAAAAAAAAAAAAACUGACAAGAACAAUUUUAGAGGAAAAGUUUAUUUGGGGAGGUGGCUCACAGUUUCAGAGGUCUUGGUCCAUAGACAGUAGACUUCAUUCCUGGGCUCUGAGCUGAGGCAGAACAACAGGAAGCAAGUGUGUGAUGGAGGAAAGCAGCUGGGAACUUUGCACCAGGAAGCAGAGAGACAGUGAGCCUCUCAACAAGGACAAAAUACCACAAAGGCUCGCCCCCAGGUGCCACAAAGGCUCCUCCUCCAACUGAACCCUACCUGCCUGCAGUUACCACCAAGGUAAUCCCUAUCAGAGGAAUAAUGCAUUGAUUAAGACUCUCAUAACCCAAUCAUUUCACCUCUAAACCCUCUUCCAUUGUCUCACGCAUGAGUUUUUUGGGGGACACCCAAUAUCUAAACCAUAACAUAAUUUAUGCCCAACCCAGUGAUAAGGGAAAGAAGUAGGUAUCUAUCAAAAAGCACAUUGUUAACUGGGGAAAGACUAUGGUGUGUAUACAGUUUGAGUUUGUUCCUCAAGGGUUCAUGUGUUUGGAGGGUUGAUUUUUAGUGUGGGGAUGAGACCUUUCAGAGGUGGGACCUUGUGGGAGAUCCUUAGAUCCCUAAAGGUGCUGCCUUUGGAAGGGAUUCAGGUAGUUCUCCUAGGAUUCUGAGUUACUUCUCUCAAGAGUGAGUUAUAAGGGUCAACUUGACUCCUGAAUCACUCCAGCUUCCUCUUGAACAAUGAGAUCUCUUCUUUCUUCAAAUGCUCCUGCCAUGAUGCCAUCUGCUAUUAGGCCCUCAACCAGAGGCCCAAACAAUGGAGUCACCUGAUCUUGAACUCUCAGCCUCCAAAACUAUGCUAAAUAAACUUCUUUACCUAACAAGUACCCAGACUAAGUUAUUUCAUUAUAGUAACCCCAAAUAGGCAAAUAGGGGUUAUUAAUAAGCAGUGAUUACUCAUGAGCACAAUUUUACUAUUAUCAUAAUUAUUUUUUGUGUAAUUAAGUUAUCAAAGAUAUAGGAAAGAGGAUCAUGUUGUAGAAAUUAAAAUGCUCAGGAGAUAAGUGUGAUCAUGUAGAAAAAUAGAGUAAUAAUCAUCAUUUGCUUGGUACCUUGCCUCUUACAAACUGCUUUAUCUCAUCUUGCAAAGGCUAUGAACAAGUCCUUUGAUACUAUCUUAUGCCAAUAUUAUGCUUCCCUGCCAAACCUUCCCUGCCAAACCUUGGGACUUUGGGUACAUAAGAAAAGAAAGGAUUAAUAAUGCAUUAAAGGGAAAAUUUGCCAAAUUCAUUGGCAUAAAAUGAGAUUUGUUUGGCAUUUUAGAAAAACAAGAAUGUGUCCUGUAAAAGAAGCAGUUGGCCCAUAUUUUGACUUCCAAAAAUGUACCAAAAGUACUUUUUUCCCCCCAAAUCACUUUGGGGUGCAUUUUUGUUGUACAAUUAUAAAUGAUGAAAUUCGCUUACUUGAAACGUAAAGAUUCCCUAAGCCCUGGGACAUUUGAACCUUAUUUAGGGGCAAAACCUAAAAUUAUUUACUUAAACCACAGAGUGUAAAGUAUAAUGGGAAAAUGUGAAGAUAUGAGAAGCUGAUUAAUAUUUUAUUUAAAACUCAAGUGUACGUUUCUUACAAUCCAAACAGAUCUGGGGAGGCUUAGCACAGCCCUGUCUCCCUUCCGGUGACCAUAACUAAAGGUUCAACUCGGGUAUCUCAAGAACAGCCUGACCUAACCCAAGAGCUAGUAAGAUAAAAUGUUAAUGCUGAUAAGAAUUAGCUUUCACAGCUGAAGACAGCACUACCUACUGGCCCUCCUCCCCCUCCCUCACUCCCUUGCCUCCCGAACCGCCUUUCCUUCCAAACCGCAAGGUUACCUGGAUUGCUCUGGAAGGAGAGACAAAUAUUUAAUAGACCAAGAGCCCAGCGUGUACCAAGUCAACUUAUUGGAUUACACAGGAAGCUAGAAGCAUCUAGAUAGCCAGGGCUGCAGCCCGAGAGCUGGGCGAGUGUGGCGCGGGCUGGUUCCUAAGCCUUUCCAGAUGUGGCCACGGCGCGAGCUUGGCGACUGUCCAGGAGGCCGCCUGCAGUUGGCGCUUCCCGGGGCCGCAGUGCGAGCCGCAAUGCCGGCAUCCUGAAGGCGCGGGAUCCUUCUCCGCUCCCUAGGGACCCACGCCCAGGCAGAGCGACAGCCCGCGGCCAGCGGAGGACGUCUCCAAGAGGAGAGAGCAGAAUGGUUGCGGCGCCCGCUCUGCGCUGAAGUCACUGCGGGUGGAUGGGGGACCCCGAGGCCCACGUGAUGGCUCGGCCCCUGCGAGCCCCUCUGCGGAGGUCUUUUAGCGAUCACAUCAGGGACUCCACGGCCAGAGCCCUAGAUGUUAUUUGGAAAAACACUAGAGACAGACGCCUGGCAGAAAUCGAAGCCAAGGAAGCCUGUGAUUGGCUGCGGGCAACUGGUUUCCCCCAGUAUGCACAGCUUUAUGAAGAUCUCCUUUUCCCCAUUGAUAUUACCUCGGUCAAGAGAGAACAUGAUUUUUUGGACAGAGAUGCCAUUGAGGCCCUAUGCAGGCGUCUAAAUACUUUAAACAAAUGUGCGGUGAUGAAGCUAGAAAUUAGUCCUCAUCGGAAGAGAAGUGAGGAUUCGGAUGAAGAUGAGCCUUGUGCAAUAAGUGGCAAAUGGACUUUCCAGAGGGACAGCAAGAGGUGGUCCCGGCUUGAAGAGUUUGAUGUGUUUUCUCCAAAACAGGACCCAGUCUCUGGGUCCCCAGAUGAUUCCCACCUGAAGAACGCCAUGAGCCAUGAAAGUAUGCUGACGGACCUCAGCGAGCGCCAGGAGGUAUCUUCUGUCCGAAGCCUCAGCAGCACCAGCAGCAUCCCCACCCACGUGUCCCAGAGUGGGGAUGCUGUGACACCCCGGACUAACUCCGUCAUUAGUGUCUGCUCCUCCAGCCACUUUGUAGGCAAUGACGACUCUUUCUGCAGCCUUCCCUCUCCCAAGGAACUAUCCAGCUUCAGUUUUAGCAUGAAAGGGCAUGAGAAAAAUGCCAAGUCUAAGACCCGAAGCUUGCUGAAACGGAUGGAGAGCUUAAAGCUCAAGGGCUCCCACCACAGCAAACACAAGGCACCCUCCAAGCUGGGGCUGAUCAUCAGUGGGCCCAUUCUGCAAGAGGGUAUGGAUGAGGAGAAGCUGAAGCAGCUGAACUGCGUGGAGAUCUCAGCCCUCAAUGGCAACCACAUCAACGUCCCCAUGGUACGAAAGAGGAGCGUAUCCAACUCCACUCAGACCAGCAGCAGCAGCAGCCAGUCAGAAACUAGCAGCGCUGUCAGCACACCUAGCCCUGUCACCAGGACACGGAGCCUCAGUGCCUGCAACAAGCGGGUGGGCAUGUAUCUAGAGGGCUUUGAUCCUUUCAAUCAGUCCACAUUUAACAACGUGAUGGAGCAGAACUUUAAAAACCGCGAGAGCUACCCAGAGGACACAGUAUUCUACAUCCCUGAAGAUCACAAGCCUGGCACCUUCCCCAAGGCCCUUUCCAAUGGAAGCUUCUGUCCUUCGGGAAAUAACAGCUCUGUGAACUGGAGGACUGGAAGCUUCCAUGGCCCUGGCCAUAUCAGCCUAAGGAGGGAAAACAGCAAUGACAGCCCUAAGGAACUUAAGAGGCGAAAUUCCUCAAGCUCCAUGAGCAGCCGCCUGAGUAUCUACGACAAUGUGCCAGGCUCCAUCCUCUAUUCCAGCUCAGGCGACCUGGCCGACCUGGAGAAUGAGGACAUCUUCCCCGAGCUGGACGACAUCCUCUACCACGUGAAGGGGAUGCAGCGGAUCGUCAACCAGUGGUCGGAGAAGUUUUCAGAUGAGGGAGACUCGGACUCAGCCCUGGACUCCGUCUCUCCUUGCCCGUCCUCUCCAAAACAGAUACACCUGGAUGUGGACAACGACCGAACCACACCCAGUGACCUGGACAGCACAGGCAACUCCCUGAAUGAGCCUGAAGAGCCCUCUGACAUCCCGGAAAGAAGGGACUCCGGGGUGGGGGCUUCCCUGACCAGGUGUAAUAGGCACAGACUGAGAUGGCACAGUUUCCAGAGCUCCCAUCGGCCAAGCCUAAACUCUGUAUCUCUGCAGAUUAACUGCCAGUCUGUGGCCCAGAUGAACCUACUGCAGAAAUACUCGCUUCUCAAGUUGACAGCCCUGCUGGAGAAGUACACACCUUCUAACAAGCAUGGUUUUAGCUGGGCUGUGCCCAAGUUCAUGAAAAGAAUCAAGGUUCCAGACUACAAGGACCGGAGCGUGUUCGGGGUCCCCCUCACGGUCAACGUGCAGCGUACAGGACAACCCCUGCCUCAGAGCAUCCAGCAGGCCAUGCGCUACCUCCGCAACCAUUGUCUGGAUCAGGUCGGGCUCUUCAGAAAAUCAGGUGUCAAAUCCCGGAUUCAGGCUCUGCGCCAGAUGAAUGAGAGUGCCUCGGAUUGUGUCAACUAUGAAGGACAGUCUGCUUAUGAUGUGGCAGACAUGUUGAAGCAAUAUUUUCGAGAUCUUCCUGAGCCACUCAUGACAAACAAACUCUCGGAAACCUUUCUACAGAUCUACCAAUACGUACCCAAAGACCAGCGCCUCCAGGCUAUCAAGGCUGCCAUUAUGCUCCUGCCUGAUGAGAACCGGGAGGUUCUCCAGACGCUUCUUUACUUCUUGAGUGAUGUCACAGCGGCUGUAAAAGAAAACCAGAUGACUCCGACCAAUCUGGCUGUGUGCUUAGCGCCUUCUCUCUUCCACCUCAACACCCUGAAGAGAGAGAAUUCUUCUCCAAGGUACAGGGUAAUGCAAAGAAAACAGAGUUUGGGCAAACCAGAUCAGAAAGAUCUGAAUGAAAACCUAGCAGCCACUCAAGGGCUGGCCCAUAUGAUUGCUGAGUGCAAGAAGCUUUUCCAGGUUCCUGAGGAAAUGAGCCGGUGUCGUAAUUCCUAUACCGAACAAGAGCUGAAGCCCCUCACACUGGAGGCACUGGGACAUCUGAGUAACGAUGAAUCGGCCGACUACAAACACUUCCUCCAGGACUGUGUGGAUGGCCUGUAUAAGGAGGUCAAAGAGAAGUUUAAAGGCUGGGUCAGCUACUCGACUUCUGAGCAGGCCGAGCUGUCCUACAAGAAGGUGAGUGAAGGACCCCCUCUGAGGCUUUGGAGAUCAACCAUCGAAGUCCCUGCUCUGCCUGAGGAGGUCUUAAAGCGCCUACUGAAAGAGCAGCACCUCUGGGAUGUCGACUUGCUGGAUUCAAAAGUAAUCGAAAUCCUGGACAGCCAGACUGAAAUCUACCAGUAUGUCCAAAACAGUAUGGCACCCCACCCGGCUCGGGACUACGUGGUGUUGAGAACCUGGAGGACAAAUUUACCCAAAGGAGCUUGUGCCCUACUACUCACCUCUGUGGAUCACGACCGAGCCCCGGUGGCAGGCGUGAGGGUCAACGUGCUUCUGUCCAGAUAUUUAAUUGAACCCUGCGGGUCAGGAAAAUCCAAACUCACUUACAUGUGCCGAGCUGAUUUAAGGGGUCACAUGCCAGAAUGGUACACAAAAUCUUUUGGACAUUUGUGUGCAGCUGAAGUGGUAAAGAUUCGAGACUCCUUCAUUAAUCAGAGCACUGAAACCAAGGAUACCAAAUCUAGGUGAUUACUGAAGCAUAGCAACUGUGUCCACCACCUGCGUGAUUGUUUCCAGAACCUUGCCAGUCCUUGGAAGAAUCAGUGUGUGUCUGAUCCUGAAGCAAAUACAAGUCAGAGUAUAGAAAGUGACUGUAGCAAUUUGAUACAUUUUUAAAGCUGCUUCCUGUUUGUUUAAGGUCUAUUCUGGAGACCUUGACUGGAAUAUAUAAGACUGUGCAUAUAAAAAAAGAAAAAAAAAAGUUCUUGUAUUCUAAUUCAAAUUGCUUCUGAGAAGCAAAACUCUUUAAAUACAUUAUGGAAGACAAUGAAGAUAUUUCAUUCUCUGUGAUAUCGGUGUACGUUACCUAUGUCAUUGAUUUGCAGUAUGUCGAGGGACUGGUGUAUCCACUGGAAUAGUUGGUACUUGUGGACAUGUUUUCUCACUGAGAUGAGCAAAGAAAGGUUUGCACAGAGGAGUGUGAAUGUGUGUUUGUCACUGGUUGAGUGGCAUAGAUGUCUACGUUGGAAUGCAGUGUCUGGCACACUGAGAUGCCUCCAGGAAGGAUGUCGAUGCAGCAGGUUCAGUUUAACCUGGAAUAGUUGACUACCCAUGGAUCCAUCCAGAAAGGAGACCCAACAAACACUUGUCUAUUUUUUCUUUUCCAGGUUGGUAAGCAUAUUCCUUAUCCACCACUUCUUCUUUACUUUAGAAGUCAUUGCAGGUUCACUGUAACACUCAUUGCAAAUGCAGUUUGUUUUUAGACCUGAUUGCAAACAGGGAUGUAGUUUUAACCAAUAAAGAUGACUUCAGGAACAAUAAUCCCCUUCCCCUGACCUUAUUGGCUCCAAGGCACAGGGGGGUUUUGUUUGUUUUUAUCUUUUUAAGAGAGGUAAAAACUAAACACUCCAUUUACUCCUAAAUCGAGCAUCAAAACUUUUUUUUUUUUUUUAACCUGUUACAGUUCUUUGCAGUUUCAUGUGUAUAGCACAGACUCUUUGAGACACUAUGCAUGAGAACAUGGGAAACCGUCCCAAGGAAAUUCCUGUAAGUUUAACCCAGGCACAAAAGCCUUUUUUUUUUUUUCUUUUUUCCUUUUUUGGUGGUUGUUAACAGCAUUCCUGAAAGCUGCACAUUUUUAUUAAUUGGUUUUGUUCUUAUCAGCAAAUAGGUUUUUCUGGUUUCUUGGCUUUUGUUUUGUUUGUUUUUCCUAUAUUUCUUUUUCUUUUCUUUUAUGAUGCCCUCAAAAUAUAUUUUAGUCCUAAGGGGAAGUAGUAGUCACAGUGAAAGAAUACAGCACAGUUUUCUGGAAGGGUGGUCUUUAUACAGGUUUUACUGUAAUGGUAAAGAUUGACUCUAGAGACAGUAUUAGUGAAUUUAUUUUGUAUGGAUCAAAAGUGAAUAAUGUAUGAAUGAGAGUUGUAAGAAGGAUUUUUAUUUUGUUAUAACUUAGUUACCAUUGUCAGUGUUACUAUUUCAAAGGUUCUUUGAAGAGUUGGGGGGUGGGUCAGAUUAGAAUUUUAAAAUUUGAGUAUUUUGGAUAUCAGUGUUCCUCGUAAAGAUAUAAUUGUAUGGCUUCCAGAUUUGUAAGAUUGUAUGUUGUAUAUACCAUUCUAUUAAGAAAUAUGUACACAUGUCUGUCCACUGUGCUUUCAGACAUAGGUAAAGCAUGACAAAGAUUAUUAUUUAAAAUAUACUUGUAUUUAUACCUCAGAUAUUCUUUUGGGUUUUGUACCUCAAGGCUUUUUCCCCCUUAAUGUAAAUACACUUUACAUGAAUACAGUCUAAGUGAAAAAAAUAAAUAAAAGGAAGAAGUUUAUAAUUUGCUCUAUAUCUGUACAGAAUAUAAUCAGUAAGUGCACUAUUAAAUGUUUAAAGUAAGGGAAAAGUCUGGCCUGCUUUACUUUAUUUUUGCAUCUUACUCCCAUCCUUCAAACCACAGAUUGCAAAGCAUAGCAACCCAACUUUGACCAAAAUUAAAAGACAGAUUGGCUGAAGGAAAAAAAUCAGACUGUAAAUUCAUUCCAAGGCCAAACUGCAACUGAGCCACACUCAAUCACAAACAGGAAACUCUGGAGAAGGUUCAGGAAGCAGGGUGACUCCAAACAAAGGUCCAGUUAGGAAAUGAUGCCCAGAAAGUUACGAGAAUAAGCAACAGCAAUGGAAAGAUGCUCAUAAGCAAAGUCAAGGUCACUACACUAAUUUGUCCCACAAAAGGUUUCUUCUUCCCCACUGUUGAGCUUCCCAUGGAAAGGAGUCCUUGGGAUAUUUCGAAAGGAUGUGGAUAUUUUCAAGAACUCCCACUUAGCUGGCCUAACACCUAUCUCCACAACUGAUUCAUGUGGCUAACUGCCUAGACUGUAAGCCCUUCAAGGGCAGGCGCGUCUCCUGCACAACCUCCUAACCCUCUACAGCAGCUUUUCAGUGUUUUUUGUACUUGGAGGCACCUAAUAAAUUUAUUAUUUGCUAAAGUGAA
Molecule: messenger RNA, 9302 nt
Organism: Marmota monax (woodchuck)
Lineage: Eukaryota; Metazoa; Chordata; Mammalia; Rodentia; Sciuridae
Gene: Dlc1
Product: DLC1 Rho GTPase activating protein
Exons: 14
Coding region: 3473-6856 (1127 amino acids)
Biological process (GO): signal transduction; regulation of Rho protein signal transduction; actin cytoskeleton organization
Cellular component (GO): focal adhesion; membrane raft
Molecular function (GO): lipid binding; protein binding; GTPase activator activity
Source: RefSeq, a predicted model, not a curated record